AUGACGCCGCCUCUCGGCCCCGCCAAAAGCAACCAUCAUGACCCUCCCUCCAUCUCACAUGACACCGCCCUCCCCCUUCUCCCACCCUUACCCCUUGUACACAUGCAAUCGAUACUCUUUCCGUCUGUAGGGAUACUUGUCCUCGAUCCUAAAACCGGCCGGCAAGAAUGGCAAGAUGACCGCGGUAAGUUACCAUCUACUUUCAGCUGUACCCAAUCUAUCCAGCCCGGGAGGUUCGUAAUCGGCAUUUGGCCCACGAGAACACGAAACCCGAAUCAACAGACCUCGCUCGACCCUUCGGUCUAUUCGUGA
Messenger RNA from Protopolystoma xenopodis, 312 nucleotides. NCBI's taxonomy places the organism in Eukaryota, Metazoa, Platyhelminthes, Monogenea, Polystomatidea, Polystomatidae. The record is from the annotation of a GenBank genome assembly.